Messenger RNA from Paracoccidioides brasiliensis Pb18, 339 nucleotides. RefSeq lists its product as uncharacterized. The transcript is spliced from 2 exons. The coding region runs from base 1 to 339 and encodes 112 amino acids. The record is from RefSeq and is a predicted model, not a curated record.
AUGCCCAGUGUCUUCCGAAUUGACGCCAGAUCCAGCCUCAAUGGCAGGGAAGUUGUGGGUAUUGAGAUAGGACAUCCGAUCCGGCUCCUUAGGUUCUCUGAUUUGACGAUCACGUCGCGGAUGUACCGAAUACUGCAUCCCAAUGCUAUGAGCACAACAGUGGUGACCAAAUUGUUGCGUGAUCGAGCGAGCACCCUUAACAAGUUCUGCUUUUUAUCCACCAAUUUCAACGCUGCGCCCUCCCCGUUUGUGCCUGCUAUCAUGACCGAAGAGAGCAGCAAACAACAAUCUGUGAAUAUAAAAUUGAAACCCUCUGAUACCAAUUACCCUGAGCAUUAA